Hippocampus comes (tiger tail seahorse) is the source of this 819-nucleotide messenger RNA. RefSeq names its product angiotensin II receptor-associated protein (gene agtrap). The transcript is spliced from 5 exons. Lineage: Eukaryota; Metazoa; Chordata; Actinopteri; Syngnathiformes; Syngnathidae. Gene Ontology annotation, biological process: regulation of blood pressure; angiotensin-activated signaling pathway. The coding region runs from base 168 to 674 and encodes 168 amino acids. The record is from RefSeq and is a predicted model, not a curated record. Gene Ontology annotation, cellular component: plasma membrane.
AGAGGGUAGUGAGGCUGUGCGUGAGUCACAUGGGAAGCAGUCAGGGUGCCGUCACAUGGUUUGUGUUUGCAAGCCAAGGCUAACAAAGAAAAAGACAAAGUUUGGGUGCUGUGCUGUUCCUCUCUUUGAAAGUGCCAGACAGCUUUGAGCCCCGCUCGCUGCCUGUUAUGGAAAUUCCAGCCAUCAAUCUAAAGGCCAUCGUUCUGGUGCACUGGUUGCUUACAGUCUGGGGAUGCAUGGCGUGGCUGCCCACCUCGUUCGCCUGGGGCAACUUUAGCGUCCUGGCUGUGGGGGUGUGGGCCAUCGCUCACAGGGACUCCAUUGACGCCGUGCUGAUGUUUCUGAUCGGGAUGGCCGUGACCAUCUUGACGGACAUCAUCCACUUUGGCAUCUACUACUCGCUGAGCGAACUGGCGUCCGAAAAGGGGCGAGACGUGUUCCGCUUCAGCGCCGGCAUGGCCAUCCUCAGCCUGCUGCUCAAGCCCGCUUCCUGCUUUUUCGUCUACCAGAUGUACCGCGAGCGAGGGGGGGAUUACAACGUCAACUUUGGUUUCCCCUCCAUGAGCCGAAACCGAGACGCGUACCAGUCCAUCGACCCCCAACAGGACGCCUCCACCAGCGUUGCCAACCCCUUCAACCAGGCGCAGGACACCAAGGCACCGCGAGCCUACUGAUGCCCGCGCGCUAGCGCCACCUGCAAACCGGGCGGCCAAGUGCAGCAUGACCGGCCGCCUGUCUGCUGUGUUCCAGAGUGUCAUUGCUGUCAUUGUUGUGGAAGCCUUUCCAUGUCAAUAUUGUAUAGUGUCUGUUGCAUUUUUU